Spea bombifrons (plains spadefoot toad) is the source of this 1377-nucleotide messenger RNA. RefSeq names its product ADP ribosylation factor like GTPase 1 (gene ARL1). Lineage: Eukaryota; Metazoa; Chordata; Amphibia; Anura; Pelobatidae. The transcript has 6 exons. Gene Ontology annotation, biological process: vesicle-mediated transport; intracellular protein transport. Bases 100 to 645 code for a protein of 181 amino acids. Gene Ontology annotation, molecular function: GTP binding; GTPase activity. The record is from RefSeq and is a predicted model, not a curated record. Gene Ontology annotation, cellular component: Golgi apparatus; cytoplasm.
CUUCGAUGUGACGUGGAACUCUGAGCAGUACUUCCUGGUGUGAGACCGAACGUAGGAAAAUCUGCUGUGGUGUGUGGGGAAGACGUUGAACGACUCGAAAUGGGGGGUUUCUUUUCCAGCAUCUUCUCCAGCUUGUUUGGAACUCGGGAAAUGAGAAUUCUAAUUCUGGGGUUAGAUGGAGCUGGAAAGACCACAAUUCUGUACAGGCUGCAAGUGGGAGAAGUUGUCACUACCAUUCCAACAAUUGGUUUUAAUGUUGAGACAGUGACAUACAAGAACUUGAAAUUCCAAGUGUGGGAUUUAGGAGGACAAACAAGUAUCAGACCCUAUUGGCGCUGCUAUUAUUCCAACACUGAUGCUGUGAUAUAUGUGGUAGACAGCUGUGAUAGAGACAGACUUGGGAUCUCCAAAUCAGAGCUUGUUGCCAUGUUAGAGGAAGAAGAGUUGAAAAAAGCCAUUUUGGUUGUAUUUGCAAACAAACAAGAUAUGGAACAGGCAAUGACUCCUACGGAAGUUGCAAAUUCUCUUGGUUUACCAGCUUUGAAAGAUCGAAAAUGGCAGAUUUUCAAAACAUCGGCUACAAAGGGCACUGGACUGGAUGAAGCAAUGGAAUGGUUGGUGGAGUCCCUGAAGAGCAGGCAGUAAAACUCUUACCACUCCACAAAUGUGGCUGUAUGUACAUAGAACUCACCACCACCUGGACUUAUCAAGAAGGAUGUUAGAGAUGCAUCAUCUAUUCUCAAACGGCAGUGUACCAUACUGUGCUAUCACAUGUGCUUUAUCUAUAAGUAGUGUAGCUUUACUUUAUUUAUAUGAAAUGUUUGUAAUGACAAUGGAUCUUUGGAGAAUGCACUUGGGUGUGAGGCCAUUUUUCUUUGGGGUGGAGUAUUUUUAAUACUAUAACAAAAUGUCAACUACAAUCUUAUGGAGAGAAUAGCCAUAAACUACGUAGUUCAGUUUUCUUAGCUCUGUGGAGAAAGAUUUUAAAUUCUUCCAAAAUAAACCAUUUCUUUAAUGACCUCUCUUGGAAAUCUUUAACAAGCGAUACUUGCUUGACCACGAAAAUAGUGAAGUAUAAAAGUGAUAUGUAUCAAAUGUCUUAAAAGGACUGCUGCAUUUAUACAAUUUUUCUGGGGGGGGGAGGGGGAGAAGAGACCGGUCUACAACUGCUAGAUGCAUGUGCUUUAGGCAGAGUAAAAUCAAACAUUCCCUGUGGGUGGACUGCAACAGUUAAUUUGGACAUCCUGAAACUGUAUGUAUGAAGUCCGGAUUUUAUCAGUUCCGUUCUGAAACUUCUUGUGAAAACACACCCUUUACCCAGUUUUAAACUCUAUAUUCUGUUAAUGUUAAUAAACAUGAUCUAUCAACCUGUCAGAA